Molecule: messenger RNA, 3160 nt
Organism: Physella acuta
Lineage: Eukaryota; Metazoa; Mollusca; Gastropoda; Physidae
Product: transcription factor E2F5
Biological process (GO): regulation of transcription by RNA polymerase II
Cellular component (GO): RNA polymerase II transcription regulator complex
Molecular function (GO): RNA polymerase II cis-regulatory region sequence-specific DNA binding; protein dimerization activity; DNA-binding transcription factor activity, RNA polymerase II-specific
Source: RefSeq, a predicted model, not a curated record
UGGUUGUUGUGUUUACCCAGAAAGCCACGCGAAAAUACUUCAAAAUAGCUAAGAUUUUUUAGAAAUCUAGAAUCUAGAUAGAAGUCUAGAUUCUAUCUACUUUUGUGAAGUUAAAACAAAAAGAAAAUGCAGCCUUCAUUAACAAGUCUAGAAAUAAUUAAAGUAUCAAAAAAUAUCUCUGAUUUUAGCGAUUCUUCAACUAGUAGUCGGCACGAGAAAAGUCUAGGACUGUUGACAACAAAGUUUGUAACACUGCUUCAAGAAGCAAAAGAUGGAGUUUUGGAUUUAAAAGUUGCUGCUGAUCAACUAGCUGUGAGGCAAAAGCGAAGGAUUUAUGAUAUUACAAAUGUAUUAGAAGGCAUUGGGCUCAUUGAAAAAAAAUCUAAGAACAGCAUACAAUGGAAAGGUUCAGGGCCAGGAAGUAACUCAAGAGACAUUUCUGAACGACUGACCAGUUUGAAGGAUGACUUAGCUGACCUAAGAGAACAAGAACUUGAACUUGAUAAGCACAAACAGUGGGUCCAGCAGAGCAUCAAAAAUGUUACAGAUGAAGUAUCUAACACAAGAUUAGCUUAUGUGACUCAUGAGGACAUAUGCCAUUGCUUUAAAGGUGAAACUUUGUUGGCAGUUCAAGCCCCUUCUGGUACUCAACUUGAGGUCCCCAUACCAGAAAUUGGACCAGGGUUUAAGAAAAACUACCAGAUUCAUUUAAAAAGCCAAAGUGGUGCUAUCAAUGUUCUGCUGGUUAACAAAGAUACUGAUGAAUCAGAGCCAGUUGUUGUUCAAGUUCCUCCACCUAUGCAAGCUGGUCCAAGUACUAGUGGACUCACUGACUCUUUACAGAAUCAAAAUCCUGACCCUGGGAAGCAAACAGACAAAGGAGGAACAGUUACCAGAGGAAAAAGAUCACCAGUGAAACACCCCCUCAAACAGACCCAAGCCCCUGUGAUUAUAGAACCCCCUACACGUAUGGCCACGCGCUCAUCCCCUCGCAAAAGUAUUUCAGAUACAAUGCUAUCAGAACCAUCUACAUCAGCAAGCCAGUCUCAGGCUGACACAAGUCUGGACAUGUUUCAUUUAUUUGAUUCUAAGGUUGAUAUGGAUAUUCCCGGGGAACUGCUGGAUCUAGAUCAGCUUAUGUCAGCAGAUACAUUGACUCCACUACUGUCUCUCAGCCCUCCACCAAGUGGUCGGGAUUACUACUUCAAUCUAGAUGAUACUGAAGGUGCUUGUGAUUUGUUUGAUGUAGAUAUUAGCAACAUGCUGUCUUCAUAGUGCUGAGAUUUCAUCAUUUUUAUAGUUCAGUAUUUUUUGUUGUUGUUAUGCUCAGAAAUUUUGUAAACCAAGAAAUAUAACUGCCCAGGAAAAUUACAGGUAUCACUUCAUUAUUUCGCUAGCACGUUUUGGUAAUUUGAACGAGUGUUCAUUUUGUUUUUAUUUCUUUGUCUAAAUAGUUAAACAUUAGCUCUUACUUUUGUUUUAACGCUGAGCAAAUCAAUUUACUUUAUACUCAGCAAAAUCCAAUUUGUAAUUUUUUGGAAAUGUGAUGAUAAUUAUUUUUCUGUCUGAAGUAAAAUGGCAAACUUUGCACCCCUUGUGAUCUGUACAUAUAGCAGUGCCUUUUAGAAGAAGUUUGUUAUUACUACUCUCAGGCACUUUUUAAACAAGAUUUCUCAAUGAAAAUUUUGGUCUCUCUUUGUGUUUGUGUACAUAGUUGAUCUUAAAGGGCAAACUUGUCCUAUCCAAAUUAAUGAAAGUUGUAUCUGGGCUAUACAGGCUUUAGUUCCUUUUCUUUAUAAAGUAAGAUUUUGAUUGUUUACAUGUAUGUACACAAUUCAAUUUGAAGACUUUUUAUGACUUCUCCAGCUUAGCCCAUCUUAUGUACAUGAUGCUCAGGCAUUUUGAGCCUGUUUAAUUUGUAUUCAUUGUUGAUGUAUGCAGCAUUGUUAUUGGUGGAUUGAAGGUUUACAAAGAAAAGCAAUGAGUUGCUAUUGUCCUUUUUUAAUUUAUGUGUUGACUGGUAGCUUUUAGUCACCAGAUGUCUUUAGUUGCCCUAGGGCCACAGACAUGUUUAUCUAUCAGCCACUAACUGCUGUAAAAUAUACGUUUUAUCAAAAGAAUUCCUGUAGAACUGAUUGAACAGUUUCUAUCCAACAGACAUUGAGUGGGUUUGUUUUUUUUUAAAGUUGUGCUGAUUUUUUUUUUUUUUAAAUUUCUGACCUGUUUUACUUAAAGUUGAGCUACUAGCAACUUUUAAAGUUUGUUACACAUUAGCAAGAAGAAACGGGAUUCUCUAAAUUUGCUGUCUUAUUUAUAAUCUUUAGUGUCCUCAACUAGUAUCAAUGUGCAAGUAACAUUCUCUCACUUGAUUUGACAACAAAACAAAAUAAUUUUGUGUGUUUGACUUGUGAAAAUAGUGGCAUGUUACUAUGUAGGCCAUACUGGGUUUAUGACUUGAAUGAAAAACUGGUUGAUAUAAUUGAAUGACUGGUUAUUAUUACAUACCUCACCUUUGCUGGGAUUUUUUUUUUUUUUUUUGCUGUUAGGUUUUUUACUGCCAUUGUCACACUAUUUAAUUAAUAUAAGGAUUGCUUUCAAAGAAUUAACUGUACAUAUUUUAAGAUUUAUGUACCACUUGUUAUAAUAAAUGAAAGGAUUUUUGUGUAUGAUAUCAAUAGGAUUGUAUUCUUGCUUGCAUAUAUUCAAAUAUUUUCAGUGGGUUACUGCAAGGCUUGGGGUUCUGAUAAUUAUCUGUAGAACAAGCACAAAGCCAGUAGUUUGACAUCCUCUUGUAAAUAAAUUAGAAACAGCUUAGUUCUGUUCACCUGCAUUAAUGCAUCAGUUUUGGAGUCUAAACAUUCCUUUAUUUUGAACUGUUACUAAAAGAUUUGUGUGUGCCUUGCUGUAACCAUCUGAAACCCAAAGUGUUCAAUCACCCACAUUAUCUCCCCUAUUUUAAACUUUUAUUCAUUUAGUGUAAAUGUUCUGUUGUUUUAAAUAUUUGUUACGCAGCUUGUAUAUUUAGGUUUUUGUUGAUUUAGUAAAUAAAUAACAUUUAAAUAUAAACUAGAUUUUUGUUUAUGUUUAUUGCAAGCAAUUUGCCCGAUUUGCAGCUUGUAAAUAAUAGCAAUCAUUCAUUAUUGAUUAAACACAGAGUCCA